UCGAUGUCAUCGAUAGCGCGCACUAGGAAAAACGCAUUUUUCGUAAAACGUGAGAAUUUAUUUGAAUUUCUCAGCCAAAACACAUCCAAUAUAGGCAAACAAUGGCUCGUUCUGAGGUGGAGACCAAACCAAAACCCAAGGGCAAAAAGCGCAAGCACGAGAGAGCAGCAGCUGCCGCAAAUAAUAUCAGCGACGACGAGGUGGCCAACAAAAGUUUGAUUGUGGAACCAGAAAUGGAGGAACAGACGCCACCAGCAGGCAAACGUAAACUGAAGGCAGAUGAGGCAUUGGUCAAGCAAAAGCGCCCUAAAAAGUCAGCAGCUGACGCCGAUGAGGAGGAGAAUAAUCCAGAGAUCAGUCCCCGCAAGGCUGCCAAGCGCAAGCAGCGCGAGGAGGCGGCUGCUACCAAGGAGAAACGCAGCAAGGAAGCGGGCGACGAUGAUGAGGAAAACGAGGAGAGCCUGCCCACAGAUGAACAACUGAAGGAGGCCUCCAAGCCCGAGAACACCAAAGCCGUCGUAACCGUGCGCCAGAAGAAGAAACAGAAGCAUCAGCAGCGUCUCGAGGCGCAAAAGGAUCAGAGCUCCAACAAGGAGGCCAAACGCAACGAAGAGUACCUGCUGCAGUGGAAAAACUCCCGGGCGGAGUGGAAAUUCGUAAAGUUACGCCAGAUAUCCAUACAGCAGACGGCCUUCGAUGAGGAGAAGCUCGCUGGUGAGCUCUGGGACAUAGCACUGGAGUACUUGGCCAGCAGUCAGGGUGCAGCGCGUGCCAAGAUCAGCAAACUGGCCGAAGAGAUCAUCGAGAAGCUGGACAAAGAGGGCGAAAAGUUAGAGGACGAAACAGAGCGCCAGAAACUGAUAGAAUCCACGCGCUACCAGCGGGCACGCGAUCUGCUGCAGAGCUUCGAUUGAGCGUGUCGCAACUUUAUAUUGUUAAUGUUUUACUCUAGAAUUUAAUAAAAGUCUCUUUCUAUAGUGUAAUUUACAAGUC
Messenger RNA from Drosophila guanche, 993 nucleotides. RefSeq lists its product as uncharacterized. The record is from RefSeq and is a predicted model, not a curated record. The transcript is spliced from 2 exons. Bases 102 to 914 code for a protein of 270 amino acids. NCBI's taxonomy places the organism in Eukaryota, Metazoa, Arthropoda, Insecta, Diptera, Drosophilidae.